Molecule: messenger RNA, 4760 nt
Organism: Haplochromis burtoni (Burton's mouthbrooder)
Lineage: Eukaryota; Metazoa; Chordata; Actinopteri; Cichliformes; Cichlidae
Gene: znrf2b
Product: zinc and ring finger 2b
Exons: 5
Coding region: 568-1218 (216 amino acids)
Source: RefSeq, a predicted model, not a curated record
CGGAAGUCCCCGUGAGCCUGCCUAGCUUGGCAGCUAGCCUGCGCAGCAAGUCUCCUUGCCGCCGCCGCUAAAACGGUUCAGUGCAGGACUUUCUCCUCCAUCACUUCCUUCUACUGAGCAAUGUGUUGUGAGGCAGGGGGGUGUGAGGAGCGCCACUCUUCACUGCUUCACGCGGCUCGGGAGCCAUGGCGGAGGGGGUACUGAGGACGACCCAGCGGCCGGAGCACAGCGGGUCACCAGGAGCGGCUCAGCGCACAAGGAAGGACCCACGUUCUCACCUGCAGCACAGCCUCUAGAACCGUUACUGACGGAAUACAAUGGUGACGUCUGCUAAACUUUUCCGCACAUCCCCAGCUUUGGUCACGCGCGGCCGCUUUAACUUUUCACCAACUGGCAGUUGUCGAUUCUCGAUGGUAUCGUAGCGACGCGGAGUUUGGUGUGCUUUUCUCUUCUUCCAGGACCUGUGUCCUGUAAAGCCAUCUGCCUCGGGCGGAAAUCUGGCGUACUGUCCCGCAGCGAGCUCGCACAGCGCCUCGUUAAUAUUUCAUAUCCGAAUCAGAGGUUAACAUGGGGGCAAAGCAGAGCAGCCCCACUGCUAACCCAGCUGCUAACGGACGGACCAGAGCCUACUCCGGCUCGGACCUGCCCUCCAGCACGUCCGGCAGCAGCGCUGGCAGGACUGCCGCCCGGGGGGCGAGGUACCACGGUGCGUCCGGAGCCUCCGGACCCAGCACCAGCCAGCAGAUCGGAGCCAGGGCCAGGUCUGUUGGGGGCUCGAGUUUAAGACCCCACUCUGGCAUUAACAUUCCCAACAGCGGCGGGGGCUACAGCUCCCCGGAGUCCGGCGGCAGCAGCCCAGAGGAGGCGGCGGACAGGGAGCGCUCGGGCGGAGGGCAAGAAGUUCCCCGGCUGUUGAUUGGAUCAUUACCAGCACACCUUUCGCCUCAUCUGUUCGGAGGCUUCAAGUGCCCUGUGUGCUCCAAGUUUUUGGCCUCAGAUGAGAUGGAUCUUCACCUUGUGUUGUGUUUAACUAAACCCAGAGUGACAUACAAUGAGGAUGUCCUGCCUCGGGAUGCAGGAGAAUGUGCCAUCUGCCUGGAGGAGCUGCAACAGGGAGACACCAUCGCUCGCCUGCCCUGCCUCUGCAUCUACCAUAAAGGCUGUAUCGACGAGUGGUUUGAGGUGAACAGGUCCUGUCCUGAGCAUCCAUCGGAUUAAAGCUUUCGUUGCACAGGAACAUGAGACGUCCCCAGAGGGAUCUGCAAAAAUGAAAUCCCUGGAUUCAGGGACUCUGCUGGACUCUAUGACCACUGUGAUCAGUUAGCACCCUUCCUCCCACAACCCACCCACCCAAUAAUGUAGUACCACAGUGUGCCAAAUCUCAUUUAAGCAAUCUUCAGGGAUACAAACUUGUGUGUUUUAUGUUUAAGUUGCACAUCUACACUCAGCAUCAGAGUUGACAGACUCCUCCAGCCUGAUGCUCGGGGCAUCACCAGUAUACACCAGUAUGGAGGAGGGAGACUGUUGGCUGACGCGCUCCGACUCGCCCCCUCCCCUCCUCCGUCAGCAUCAGUGUCUCCCAGUGCCUUGUUGUAGCGACGCUCGGCACGCAGCAGCCAGGACAGAGGGGAGUCCAGACUACGGCCGAGCCGGCUGUCCUCCACCCAACGCCCUACAACCCCCACCACCACCAGGACCAUCUUACCACAACUGCCAUUCUACCCAAGCAGGAGAAACAAGCCAGAGACGGCGUGUCUGCGUCUGCAGCUUCUCGCAGCUGACAGUGCUGCUGCAAAAACGGUGCCAGUCAACUGUGAAUACUGUCAAACACUCAGUCAUCAGUGCUUUUUAGACCCCGCCCACACAGGUACAGGAGCCCAGUCCAUCACUCACCAGCCUAAACCCACUGCAGCACAUUGCUGCUACUUCUGUGACACGAUAAGUGUUGUGCAUGCCAGAACAAUGGGACACGACAGCAUGUGGCAAAAUGAGACUAAAUUAAAAAUCCACCCAUCCUGUUUUUUAACUGCUUAUCCGACUUCAGCCGCGUCCACACGGGGAGCAGUUCUUCCCCGUCCGAGUCUCUUCUUUCCCUCAAGUUAGCCCACAUUCCUGGCUGGAAAAGGCUACAGCCCGACUUUUGGAUACGUGGUUAAGAAAAUGGAUGGAUGGAGAUUUUAACCCUCUGCUAGUAAAGCUGGAGCUUCACUUUCAGACAUCACGUUCACCUCCACAGACCAGACUCAACUUCAUCAGGACCUGAAAUACUUUGUCCCCACCAGCAGAUGUCAGUCUGUAGUUUUCCAGCAAAGCACCAGGAUCUUGAGGUAUAACAUCCAGGCUGCAAACGGCUCCAGUGCAUGCUGCAGAACCUGCAUGAACCUGCUUAUUCAACACCAGGGUAAAGAGCGCGUGAACAGAAUAUGUCUCGACAUAAAUAAUGUCUCGUUCCAUCAUGGACGGAUCUGGUAACGAGACAAUGUGGGAAAACCUUUCAAGACCUUCAGUUUUUAGCUUUGUGUUCCUUCCUGUAAAAAUGAGCUUCAGUUUUUUUUAUCACAUCUGUCAGCUCGUGUUCAUUUCUGCAUCAUAACCGUAGCAGCUGCAGGUAAACCGAGCCCUCACAGUACAGUGUUGCACCAGACUGAGACAGUUUACUUGUGAGGAGCUGCAGGACUAUAAAGGUCCCAGGAAAGCAGUGAGCUCUGUGAAGCUUUUUCAGGCACUGACCGUCACACUGGGAGUCAGCAACUUGAUCUCGAUCCUGGCUAAUGCAGCAGUCCAGGUGCUGAGGCUGAGGGAACGUAAGCUAAACAGAACUGGAGGGACUAACUGGACCUGUCUGUUUGGGGUUAGGUGUGCCUGAAGACCUCGCUGAGGAACCAGUCAAGUCCUUGAUACUGAUUUCACCAACAAGCUCACGCUCAGCCUUGGAGGACGAGCUAAGUUCAAACCCAUCUACUGAUCCAGGGCUUGUGUGGAUCCCAAAGCUCCAAAACACCUGAAACUUGUCAUCCUUUUCCCUCAGUCUCUUUUGCCUGUGAAGACUAAAUGCACCCUUCCUGAUUGCGCAGUCAGUCUGUGAGCGUUUGCUGGGGGUUGCAAAGAGGAUGCUACACCAAAAACCUCCUUCCAGUUGCUCUGGUUGCGAGCAGAUUGCCGUGGCCACCUUUAGAUGAUCGGUAAGUCGUUAGUGAAUGAAGACAAGUCAGCGACCUCCAUACAAACUGCGAGUGACCACAGCAGCAGCCUGUACCUCUCUGUGACCACUGACUACCACUCACCCACCAAUCAGAGAACACACGUUUUUCUCUCGCAACACCAGGCAGCCACUCAGUGACCUCCAGGCUUCUGUGACUAGUUUCUCAUCUUGUAAUUAUCAUCAUUAAAUGAACAAUAUGCAGUUAUAAGUGAUAUUUGGGAUUUUCUUUUUAUGCUUGAAAUCAUGCAGAAGCUGCAUCGUGUUAUGGAGGUGGAGACUGGCUACAAACCCGAGGUUUUUUUAAGAUUUGUCAUUUUGGUAAUUGAACUUAUUUACAUAGUAAAGUGUUUGAAAUCAAACAUUAAUAUAUUGUUUUAAAUAUGAGAAUAAUGGGAGACAGAAACAUGUCUGUUUAGAUGUGUGCCUUCUAGUCUGUAGAGACAGGAUCCUUUUUGUUUUGCAGUUUCUGUAGUUGCUGCUCUCCACCACUGGGAGGCAGUGCGCUCUCACUUGUGAUCUUGAUGUGCUUGACGUUAUUUUUGAGAUUUUUAUCAUGAAAGCAGGACAUGAAAGGUUCCUGCGUCGUCUGUGAUCUUAGAGACCGUGAGAAAAUGAUGGCGGUGCGGAGGGAGGGAAAAUGGUUUUAAUAGAAUAACCAUGGUUUACGUUUUAUUAUUGCUUUCCUACACAUUCCUCAAACGCUCACUGAUUUGUGCUAAGUCAACAUUCAUUUUGUGCUUAUAUAAAUCUGUAAAAAGAAUCACAGGCAGCAGUUUGUUUGGUUUUUGUAUCUCCCAAAAAUGAUUCAAUGGCUGAAAAGAUUUUAUAAUCAUGUUUUUUAUGAUCGUGCUAACUUUGCUUUGUAUUGUGACUCUUGCUGCGUUCACCGUGUCUUCCAUGACAUGUAAUGUGUGUGUCGGGGGUGUAUUCUGUGAAAGUAUGACGUUUUUUAAGAUGACACUGGACUCUGUGAAAUGUAAACUUUUUACAUCAUUAAAAGUUUUCAUGAGCAAAUGACAGAAGUGCAGAACACGCGACCCCUGUAGCCCCUCCUCUCACUGACCAUUUUCACACGGUCCCUCACUGAACACACACACGUCUCGUGAGUCAGCUGGGAGUCCUGCUGAGCUGCUUUACUGUCGUUGUUGAAUGUAUUGAAGCUAGUGUGGUUCUCUGGUGGGCGUUUGGAGUUUUGGGAUCCACCCCGGCGCACUCAUGACUGCUGAAUCGUCACACUGUAUUCUGGAAAUCGGACGGCCACACGGAGAUUAACCGAGCCCGGUGACACGCUCCCUUCGCACAGUGCGUGGAGGCAGGAUCGGUGCGUUUGUAGCGACAGAGCGACCACGUGGCUGCUUGAUGGACAUCUCACGGGGCUUUGACUGUACCGUCAUCUCUCUCUCUGAUCUGAAUUCUGCAAGAGAUUACAACCACUUUCCCCUGACUGAUCAUGCAGCUGAUUCCUGUGAGCAGGUCCGCCUGUCUUUUCAUUUCUGUCUGUGAAUUUAUGAGGAAAUGUGCAACAAAUCUGGCCUUAAAAGAUGACUUUGACGUUUCA